UCUGCAGACAACUGGAACAUAUUGCUUCAUCAUAGCACUGGGACUUGAGCUUGGUGUUCUGCUAAUAUGCUGCUCAGUGGAUCAGAAUAGUCAGAAAAGCAUGCUUGGGCUGUAGACUGCAAAAUGGCCGGAUGCACUUGGACAUCCUGGUAUUUAUGGCAUACUGCAUUAACAUACUGGGACAACUGGCAUACUAAAUAGUCACCCAUGGAUUUGAAUAACGUUGGGGUUGGAUAGCGGAAACACAGCACCACGUGACUCGCUUCCCGCCUGUAUUUGUAAUGAUUUAUUUAGUACCCGGAAACGGCAGCAGAGUGACAACUCUCUCCUCUAAAACUCACAGUUUAGGCUGUAUGAAGAUAAAGUGCAUGCAUUUGAGGAGAAGAAAGAGCCACCUUUACUACGACUGAAUUAGAUGUUGACCUGACUGUAGCUGCUGCUGGAUUACAAGCUCACAGUUCAGUGAUAAAGAAGUUUCUCUUUGGAUGUGAAACACCUCGAGUGGCCCAACAAAGUCUGCAGUCUGUCUCUCGUCGCCAUCUGGACUCACAGGUGUUGGAAUGAACAGGUCCAGGUCCAGCUGGGAUAAAAAAGCCUCCCAGCCUCUAGUCACCAGGAUGACCCGCAGCUCCAGCUCCCAGGUUAGGCACACCGACCCCGCAGAGACCCAGGACUCUGGACCGGGUCCUUAUGGAAAACAACGAAAGAAGCAGACAGAUUCUGCUUUGGCCCAGGACCUCAGUCAGAUGAGUGUCAGUGGACAGGACGCUUUACCUACAAGCAAAGGAAAGAUGUCCAAAGGUAGCAGUGACUCUGUGCAGGCUGGUCAGUCCUCUGGGUCCAGGUCGGGUCAGGCCAGUCCCUCUGUGCCAGCUGCCAAGUCCGCUUCCCGGGGCGGUCUAGUCUCUGUGGCUCGACUGCUGAAGCUUGGCCGCUGUAAGAACGUGGUGGUGGUGGCCGGAGCAGGAAUCAGCACAGCUAGCGGCAUCCCAGACUUCAGAACUCCAGGAACAGGUCUUUACGCCAACUUGGAGAAGUACAACAUCCCCUACCCUGAAGCCAUUUUCAACAUCGACUACUUCUCCAACGACCCGCAGCCUUUCUUUUCUCUGGCCAAGGCUCUGUAUCCUGGCAGCCACCGACCAAACUACAUACACUACUUUAUCCGCAUGCUCCACCACAAAGGCCUGCUGCUCCGAAUGUACACGCAGAACAUCGACGGACUAGAGAAAGUCUGUGGUAUCCCAGAUGACAAACUUGUGGAAGCUCACGGUAGUUUUGCCACAGCUUCCUGUCACCUGUGCUACACCACAUACCCUGCUGAGGAGGCUAAGCAUGCCAUAAUGAAUGGCAACGUCCCCAUAUGCACAUUCUGCGCUGCAACAGUCAAACCCGAUGUUGUGUUUUUCGGAGAGGACCUUCCUCAGACGUAUUUCCUCCACACUAAAGACUUCCCCAAAGCAGACCUGCUUAUCAUUAUGGGCACAUCUUUACAAAUUGAGCCGUUUGCCAGCCUGGUGAACACGGUGCGCUCCACUGUGCCACGUCUCCUCCUGAACCGACACGCUGUGGGUCCCUUUGAGAAGGUCCCACUGCGGAGAGGAGACCACGUGGAGCUGGGAGACCUGGAGGAGACAGUGCGGAGGUUUGCUGAAAUGCUUGGCUGGAGCGAUGAGAUUGAGGAGCUGAUGAGGAGUCAGGAAACACAGAGCAUCCCUACAUUGAUAAACAGCCCUCUGUCAGUGAGUGGGCAGACAUUUUGUCAGAGCAGAGGAGCUCCAGAGCCUCCGGGUCGGAUGGACACUUCCAGAUCCAGACCAGGAGGUCAAAUAGCAGCCAGCAGCGGCAGCGAGGAGACAGACUCAGAGACAGACAGCAAAAGCUCUGCAUCAUCCAGCCCAAGCAACUGAAGCUGCAUGUUUCAUAAAGUAAGGUACUGGAGAGGUUUGGGAUGGUUUCUUCACUCUUUGGUUCCACAAUAAGACUGUUCACGUAUCUACAUGUUACUGUUCAUCUGGUUAGCUUGUGCGUGUGGUUGAAAAUUUUUGUUUGUUUGAGUGAACGUUCAUCUUACCUGUUUGUCAGAGUUUGUCAUGUUCCUGCUGUGUUCCUAUGUAAAUCAAAAUAUCAGUUUAUCAAGCUACCAACAAGCACAUUUAAAGCACUUAUUUUAGAGAGGGUCCAUCCAGAACACUAGUAAAUAAAUAUGAGCCCUGUAACAAAAACCUUAAUGGUUAUUCAGGUUUUAUAUGUCCCAUGUCAGUAAAGUUGUUAAUGUUUUAAAUCAGCACAACACUGUAUUUUAAACAAUAUUUAAUAAAAGUUUUGUGUAAUUUGUCUUUUGUCUUUUUGUAGUAUGGGUCAAAAAAACAACAGCUGUGUAUUCUCCAGUUUAUUAACGUUUCAGUGGAAGCCUCACUACAUAAAAUAAGUGUGGUGCUAUUUACAGUAUGUAAAGAAUGUGCAAAAGAGAACAAAAUUAUUCCCAUAACAUUUUCUUUCCACAUGGCAAUUUGACCAACAUGCAAUUUUCAUUC
Messenger RNA from Centropristis striata (black sea bass), 2537 nucleotides. RefSeq lists its product as uncharacterized. The record is from RefSeq and is a predicted model, not a curated record. The coding region runs from base 561 to 1910 and encodes 449 amino acids. The transcript has 8 exons. Gene Ontology annotation, molecular function: NAD+ binding. NCBI's taxonomy places the organism in Eukaryota, Metazoa, Chordata, Actinopteri, Perciformes, Serranidae.